Molecule: messenger RNA, 6187 nt
Organism: Closterium sp. NIES-67
Lineage: Eukaryota; Viridiplantae; Streptophyta; Zygnematophyceae; Desmidiales; Closteriaceae
Source: the annotation of a GenBank genome assembly
UGACAAGUUUGGCAACCUUCUCCGUGAGACUGGCUGGCAAAUCCCCCUCACUGUCUAUGGCUCCACUGCUCUGAACUUGAAUGUCUGCAGCAGUGUGGUUGGCAAAACGCGUGGAGAGAGAAACACUGAAAUCUGAAGAACCUAUGGCUUUGGAUGUUCUCGCUCGACCAUUCUCUUACAACCUGUCUUUCCGAUGUGUCAGGGAAUUCCUUCCAGCCUCGCAUUUGCUUCAACCUUUCAGCGGCAGACGCGUCGGUACGUGGUCCCCCAUCUAAAUUCACACACCGUGUGUCCCUCACCGUGACAUUAGGUAGUCUCUACCGUGCGCCCUGUCUAGUAACCUAAUACUGUGAUAUUAUUUUGCCCGUUCAAAGCCGCCGUUGUCGCAGUUUAGUCGUGGCGGGUGGCUCGGACAAUACUCAGCAGGUUGGCGAGUCUGUCUGCCGCACGGCCAUCCUGGCAGCCAUUAUUUCGGCAGUGUUCCCGCGUGCGUAGGAGUAAAUUCGAAGAUAAACCAGAUCCCGUACCUCACGUGCAGCUGGUGUCAGGUCAAACUUGUUAUUCUCAAGAGAUGACGCUGCGAUCUUCUAGAGGGACUAGAGGGACAAGCAGAGCGACUAAAGCGACUACCCGUAGAAGCAGAAGCACAUUUCCAACCUCCCAUGCAGCCGCUGCUGUCAGAUCCGCCUCACGCGGCUGAGAAACCCCGCGCCGCGUCAGAUCAUGCCGCCGCAGCGGCCGCUCCAUACUGCGCAUCUGGCGGCGGGGCGUGCGGCGUUCGUCGUAGUGCAAUACUAGAACCCUCCGCUCUAGAGCAUCCCUUCGUUCUCCCAAGGACAGUGGCGCCUUCUCCAGGGGCCGCGUUCGGCGGCCGCCUCACCGCCGCUGCCGGACUGCCAGCCGCUGAGGCCGCCUCAGCCAAAGCAACGACGAGCCCUACAUUGCCCAGAGAACGCCCCGUGGCAGCUUGUACUAGUGGUAACAAGUUCGCUGUUCCUCGCAGGAACGUUAGCAGUAGUAGUACUCCUAGUAGGAGCAGUAGUAGCAGUAAUUCUACCCUACAGUGGGCCCCUGUAACGUUUACAUUGGCAAUGACGCCGCAUGCUAGUUCAAAUAGUAGUCAUAGAAUGACCGCGAUCGGCGCCACGACCCCCGCCGCCCCCACAAUGUUGACUCCGGUGCGGAGCGGCACCCUGCCAGCGGGAGCGCCGGCGGUUUCCGCCAGUCCCCCGCCGGCGGCGGCGGCGGCGGCGGCGCUCCGGCGGCGCAUUCCGCAGGGGGCGCUCCCCGACGACGGGUACUGCUGGCUGAAAUACGGGGAGAAGCGGCUGGCGCGCAGCGGAAACUCAAAGAUUAGGUCAUACUUCAAGUGCGCCAGCUCAAUGCCCCGGACGACCCCAGAGGAAAGCCCCGUAUCAGCAGCGGCAACAGGCACGGCAGCGGCAGGAGCAGCGGGAGCAGGAGCAGCAGCAGCAGGAGAGGCAGCAGCAGCGGCGGCAUCUGAAUCAGGUACAUCUGAUCCGGGUACACCUGCGUCAAGCACACCAGCGUCAGGUACACCUGGGUCAGGUAGAUCCGCAGUCAUGGAUGCAGCGGGCCAAGAACCACCCGCGAUCCCACCGCCUGAAGUCUCUACUGGCGUAAGCAGCACUCCAAGCAGCGGCAGCGGCGGCAAGUCACGCCCCAUCACUCUCAGCAGCGGCGCCGCGCGGGGACGGGGGAGCGGCGGAAACAGUCAGGUCGGCGGGGGCGGUACCGGCGGAGAAAACAGCGGGAGCGGUGGCAUCAGUGUCGGCGGCGGUGGUGGUGGCGAUGGGGGCGGUGCGGACAGCGGAGGUGGCAGGGUCAGCAUCGGCGCGUGCCAUUUCGAGCCGUGCCCAGCGAAAAAGCAGGUGGACUGGCAAUUCAACCUUGAAGGCGGUGGCAGCUCGGGCCCAGUCUCGUUUAAAGUGACGUAUCUUCACGAGCACAAUCACCCCAUGUCCGCCGCCUCCCCCGUAGCCCCCUCUCCUAUGUCCCCUUCUCCACUGUCCACCUCCCCCUCUCCUAUGUCCUCCUCAGGGCUCCGAGCCCCACCUGAGAAUUCGCCUGGCGUGGAGAAUUCGCCCCGGAAUGGAAACCUUUUCGGGCAGGGGAAUGCGGGGGAACCAGGAGUCGGGGGCAUAGCGGCAUUUGGUGGGCCGGGUGGGGUGGCAGUGUUGGGCGGCACGGGUGGGGUGGCAGCGCUUGCCAGCCCGGUAGGGGCGGCAGCAUUCGGCGGAGGGGGGACAUCAGGAGCAGCAAUGACUCCUGAGGCGGCAGCAUCGACUGGGGCAGCGAUUAUACCAGGAGCAGCAACAGCAGCAACAGUCACAACAGGAGCAGGGGCUGGAGGGUCCGGGUCGACUGGCUUCGGGCAGAGAGAGAGAGGAGACGGAGCGAAUGCAGGUAUGAUGGAGGCGGGAGGACGGAUGGGGUUGGUUAAAUUGGAGGAAGGGCAGUGGAGUGGAGGCGAGUCACAAUGGCAAGUGCAACAGGGAUCACAUCAGCAGCAGCAGCAGCAGCAGAAGCAGCAGCAGCAGCCAGUGCAAACGCAUCUACCAUACCAGCAGCAACCGCAGUGGCAGCAACACCCACAAGCACCACACGUGCAGCAGCAGCAACAGCAGCAGCCGUGGCAGCAGCAACCACAAGCACCAGGCAUAAAUCAGCAGCAGCAGCACACUCAGCAGUUUACUCAACAGCUUCCAACGCUCACACAGCCACAGCAACAGCCACAGCUGCAGCAGCCACUGCCACAGCAACAGCCACAGCUGCAGCAGCCACUGCCACAGCAACAGCCACAGCUGCAGCAGCCACUGCCACAGCAACAGCCACAGCUGCAGCAGCCACUGCCACAGCUACAGCCACAGCUGCCACCGGUGCAGCAACAACAGGAUAACGUGCUAUCCCCCCCUUUUGCAAGCCAGGCCCCAUCUUUUGGGGGGCAUCAGCAGGAACAGCUGUUUGAGCAGAAUCAACCUCAGGAUUAUUCUCAGGUGUUCUCGCAGCAAGGUGCGCAGCAGGGCCACAGCGAGCAACAGCAGGUGAACCAACACCACCACCACCGGACUCAGGAUCAAUGUGCGACGUCGUUCUUAACGCAGGGGACGUUCCAGGAAACUCAUACGUGGCAACAGCAGCCACAGCAGCAAAUACAACCGCAGCGGCAACCGCAGCAGCAGCAACUACAGCAGCAACCGCAGCUCGAGCAUGCAACCCUAAACCCUGUGUACCAGUCAUAUUCAGAAAUGAACAUGAAUCAAGAGCCAUGGCAGCAGCAACAACAGCAACAGCAGCAGCAGCAGCACCAACAGCCCUGGCAGCAGCAGCAGCAGCAGCAGCAGCAGCAGCAGCAGCAGCAGUGGCAGCAACAACCACAAGCACCUCAUAUGCCGCAGCCGCCGCCGCCGCCGCAGCAGCAGCUCAAGUUUGAGUACCAACAGCAGGAGCAUCAGUUUCAGCAGCAACAGCAAGAGGAGAACCAACGGGAGGCGAAGCGUCCAUCCAUCGAGGCAACCAGAUUCCCUCCCUUGCGCCUCCCAACCUUCCAAACCUUCCAAACCUUCCCAGCCUUGCCAAGCCUCCCAAGCCUCCCAACACUGCCUCACAUACGCCCUAUCAGCCUGGCACAGCUACCUCUCCAGCCUCUUCACAAGUCACUUAAUAGCCCUACACAAUGCUCCGUUGACUCCACUCACCUGUCACCCCUGCGGCCCCUGAUUUUGCCCCUCGUACGGCCCACCACCCCUGUACAGUGCAUCAUCCAGUCCCCACCUGCAGCUGCCUCUGGGUCGCACUCGUGGCCUGCUCCAGAUGCACCCUCCCCAGAUGCGCCCUCCCUGAGAAAAUAUGCGCUAGGGAGAAGCCGUUCCACUGUCGAGGUGCCACAGCAGUCGUGGCCUGCCCCAGAUGCGCCCUCCCUGCGGCGGCACGCGCUAGAACGGAGCCCUUCCACCCAAACCUCGGGCGCGUUUGCUCCGAGCCAGAGUAGGCUCUCCUUUGAAGCGAGUCCGCCUGAGAGGGGGGGUGUGAAUGCAGGUCGAGUGCACAAUGGGAUGGUGCAGGGAGGCCCAGGUAGGGAUGGAAUGGUCGGGAUGGAAGGAGAGGGAAAGGCGCAACAGUUAUCCGCAUGGGACGAGCAGCAGCAGCAGCAGCAGCAGCAGCCCCAGCAAAUGCAGGUGCAGUACCAGCUUCACCACACGCACCAGCAGGGCCAGCAGCACCUGAUUGUUGCUCCAAGCAGCUACAUUCAAAACCAUCAUCAGGGAAACGAUCACGGGACCCUCCACCCGCAACAGCAACAACAGCACGAGCAGUAUAACCAACAGCAGCACCAACAGCAGCACCAUCAGGACCAGCACCAACACCAGCACCAGCACCAACAGCAGCACCAGCACCAACAUCAGCACCAGCACCAACACCAGCACCAGCAGCAACACCAGCACCACCAACAGUAUCAAGAGCACCAUCAGCAGCACCAGCAGCAGCACCAGCACCACCAACAGUACCAAGAGCAUCACCAUCACCACCAACCGCACCAGCAACAGCAUCAGCAUCAGCAUCAGGACAACACCAGCAGCGCUCCCUUGCACACCUCUUGCACAUGCCACCUUCAGCACGGCAACCACCACCACCACCACCACCACACGUCCCCAGGCGCUUUACCCCCCAACCAAAGCCCAUCAGACACUCUGUCUGCUCACUCACCUGCUCCCAGCAGCAUAUCACCUGAUGGCAUGCCAAUGAUGCCUGCAGGCCAAGACACGCAGAUGGGCGACGGGGCUGGGGAUGCAGAUCAUCAGGUCAUGCCUCAUCCGGGCAUGCCUCAUCCGGGCAUGCCUCAUCCGGGCAUGUCUCAUCAGGGCAUGCCACAUCAGGAGCAGCAGGUGACAAUCACUGGCGCCUGCCAUCAUCAAGGCCAGCAAUGGUCUUCAGGCCAACAGCAGCAGCCACAGCAGCAGCAGCAGCACGGUUUUGGUGAGAGAAGCCAACAGCAGCAGAGCAUGGCAGAGCCCUUCCACUCGCAAUCCGAAUCACAGCCCUUUCAGUCUGGUCCGCAGACCUCGCAGUUUGUAAUACAGCCAUCGCAGCACAUUCCCCAGCCUAUUCCCCAGCCCAUGCAUGGCAGCUCACCAGCUCCCGACCAGUCACAUCAAGCACCAUCAGGCUCCUUCCCAUAUUAUCACGUACCAUCAGGUGAUGUGGCUUCAGGACGCAUGCCAUCAGGAGGCCUCUCUUCAAAUGCCACGCAAUGUCCGUCAAAUUUCCCCUCAGGGUUCAUGCCAUCAGAUGUGAUGCCAUCAGGUGCUUCAGAGGCAAUGCUGUGCACAUCAGGCAACAGCCCAGCAAGCUAUUCACAGGGGCAUGCAGUGGAGGGGCCCCAAUCAGCCACGCAGCAGGAAUUCGGUCAGCUAGGACAGCUGGGACAGCUGGGACAGCGUCAGCAUGAGUAUCAUGAUCAGCAGCAGCCUCCCGGGUAUCAGCACGGACCAUUCCAAUCACAGCAGCAGCAGCAGCAGCAGCAAGAUCCGUUGGCAGAUGCACAGCAGCACCCUGCUCUUGAGGAGACUUGGACCAUACAAGGAGAGCAGCGUCUAACACCUAAUCCAUUCCCUAGAAGUCACUCACCUUCCUUGGACACCCACCAGCAACUCCUGGACCCUCAGCAGCAUGUGCCUGAAAGUCAGAGCCAUUCCGUGGAAGUCAAGCCGCUAGGCCAGCUAGGCCAGCUAGGCCAGCUAGGUCAGGGCCAACUUGCGGAUGGGAUUCCAGCAUCAAUGGUUCAAAUUCAAGGAUCUACGGAUGGGAUUCCAGCAUGUAUGGAUCAGAUUCAAGGAUCUACGGAUGGGAUUCAAGCGUCUAUUAUGGAUGGGAUUCCGACACCCGUCCUGACGUUCAAGCAGGAUAUGGAAGGCAUUUCGGACAGUCCCACGUUUUACCCCUCCUUUUCCUUGGGUGAUGGGGAAUCGCCAUCGCUCGUAGGAACCAACUCCCCGCUCUGCUUAGACUCUGUAACUGAACAGGCCCUUGACUAACGCAGCUCGUUGCUAGGUUUCGUAGUUUACCAUGAGUUGUCCUGCAUAUGCUAUGGGAGUAUGGACUCAUGACCUUAAUGCUGUCCGUGCCUUCUUAGAGGCUGGUCAGGAGUUAGUAAUUCCGCCACUUG